Messenger RNA from Anopheles coustani, 1452 nucleotides. Its product is annotated as probable trafficking protein particle complex subunit 13 homolog. NCBI's taxonomy places the organism in Eukaryota, Metazoa, Arthropoda, Insecta, Diptera, Culicidae. The transcript is spliced from 4 exons. Bases 83 to 1369 code for a protein of 428 amino acids. Gene Ontology annotation, cellular component: TRAPPIII protein complex. The record is from RefSeq and is a predicted model, not a curated record.
ACAACAGUUCCGUUUUUCCUUGCAGUUUCACAAGAAAAGUUUCGUAUCUGUGUUUAGAUUAUUAAAAAAAUACGAUUUAACGAUGGUAGAACCGACGGAACAUCUACUCGCACUUAAAGUGAUGCGCCUGACCCGCCCCACACUGAUAAGCCCCCAAAUAUUGACCUCGGAACCGAAGGAUGUUCCGCAGCAUUCGUUCGAAAAGAUACUCCGGAGUGAUGCUACGUCGGUGGCCGGAUGCGAGACGAUUGCAGCUGGUCAGUUUAUGUUGUUACCGCAAAGUUUCGGUAACAUCUAUCUUGGCGAAACGUUCUCCAGCUACGUGUGCGUGCACAACUGCCGCGCUCAUCCGGUGUCCAACGUUUCGGUCAAGGCGGACCUGCAGUCGAACAAUAGCCGAGUUAGUUUACCCAUUCACGCCGACAAGACGGUCCCGGUUACGUUGAACCCGGAGGAAACACUCGACGACGUUAUACACCAUGAGGUGAAGGAAAUCGGAACGCAUAUAUUGGUUUGUGAAGUGUCCUACAUGACACCGGCCGGGUUGGAAACAUCUUUUCGGAAGUUUUUCAAAUUUCAAGUUGUCAAACCACUGGACGUGAAGACCAAAUUUUACAACGCCGAAACCGAUGACGUGUAUUUGGAAGCACAGAUACAGAACAUUACGGUUGGUCCGAUCUGCCUCGAGAAGGUCGAGCUGGAGAGCUCGGAGCAGUACACCGUGGUAUCGCUUAAUCAGCUUCCCUCGGGGGAAUCGGUGUUCUCGUCGAAGACGAUGUUGCAGCCGCAAAACAGUUGUCAGUUUCUUUACUGUAUUCGACCCAUUCCGGAAGUGGCCCGUGAUCCGAACGCAUUGAAGGCAGCAAACAAUAUCGGUAAAUUGGACAUCGUGUGGCGUUCGAAUUUGGGCGAACGCGGACGUCUACAAACAAGUCAACUGCAGCGAUGUGCUCUUGAAUACAGUGACCUACGGCUGACUGUAAUCGAAGCGAACAGUACGGUUCGCAUUGGCGAAGGCUUUAACUUCCGGUGCCGGGUGACGAACACUAGUGAACGAUCGAUGGAUCUACUGAUGGGACUGAACACCAAAGCGAAACCGGGCUGCGGAUACACCGGACAAACCGAGUUCGCCCUCGGCCCGGUUGAGCCGGGACAAAUGAAAGAAUUCCCUCUAACCGUGUGUCCGGUCCGGUUGGGUCUCAUUGCAAUCUCUAGCCUACAGCUUACCGACGUGUUCACGAAGCGCAAGUACGAGUUCGACAACUUUCUGCAGGUGUUUGUCGUAGACGAAGACUAUCGCGAGGAAGUGUUUCAAAUGGAUAAGUAUGUCCGGUACAGCAGCACUGCCAACAUUCCACAAACCGUUUAAAUGACAUACACCGGGAUUGCAUUGUUUGGGGAUGCAAGAAAUAUUUAUUCCGCGUUGAAGUAUAAUAAAACAAUACCACGAGA